UACCUAUCUUGGACCAUAGGAGUUGAAAGUGCUUUCUGCUAGAGAGACUUCCUUGGCGACGCAUCUCCCCGCGCUUUGCGCGCUGGGUGUUGUGGGAAAGGAAAGCGAGACGGGCCUCGGAGGGCAGCUAAAGAGCGAGAGAGAUUCGCAGUUGCGCAGACUUGCCUGUUUUCCAACACAUCCAUUCAUCAGAUGACUUCACCAAAUAAAGCAAUUGAGUUACAGUUGCAAAUACGACAAAAUGCUGAGGAACUUCAAGAUUUUGUGAAAGAUUUAGAAUGCUGGGAGAAGGAUAUUAAAGAAAAAGAUCAUGAUUUAAGGUGUCAGAGUGGAAUUGCAGAAAAAGAUUUACCCCCAAUUCGGAAUGAAGCUUACAAAAAAAGGAAGAGCAAAGUUAAAACUGUCUCAAAAAAAACAACUGAAGAAAACAAAAAGAACAAGAUAAAAUCUUAUGAUUAUGAGGCUUGGGGAAAGCUGGAUGUGGAUAAGAUACUUGAAGAACUUGAUAAGGAAGAUACCACUCAUGACUCAGUGUCAGAUUCUGAAGAAGAUGGAAUUCGCAUAGAUACAGAAAAAGCUCUUGCUGAGAAAGAAAAGGGCAAUACUUAUUUUAAACAAGGAAAUUAUGAUGCUGCAGUAGAAUGCUACACAAAAGGAAUGAAUGCAGAUCCUUACAAUCCAGCUUUGCCUACAAAUAGGGCUUCUGCUUUUUUUCGACUGAAAAAGUUUUCUGUGGCUGAAUCUGAUUGCAAUUUGGCACUUGCCUUAAACAAAAAUUACACAAAGGCUUAUAGCAGAAGAGGGGCAGCUCGCUUUGUUUUGCAAAAUUUUAAGGGUGCCAAAGAAGAUUAUGAAAAGGUUUUGGAAUUAGAUCCAAACAACUUUGAAGCAAAAAAUGAACUUAGGAAAAUUGAACAGGCUCUCUUGUCAAAAGAAAAUUGCCAGCCUGAAGAAACAGAUACCUUUAGAAAACUGGAAAUUGCAGAAGAAGAAUUGAAACAACUGGAGGAGGAGCAGCUGAAGCAAAAGGCUGUGGCAGAAAAAGAUUUGGGUAAUGGGUAUUUCAAAGAAGGCAAAUAUGAAAUAGCAAUAGAAUGCUACACACGUGGAAUAGCAGCAGAUGGCAGCAAUGCACUCCUUCCAGCAAAUAGAGCUAUGGCCUAUCUAAAAAUUCAAAAAUAUGAAGAAGCGGAGGAAGAUUGCACUCAAGCUGUAUUACUUGAUUCUUCAUAUUCUAAAGCCUACGCCAGAAGAGGCACAGCUAGAGCUGCCCUGGGAAAACUGAAAGAAGCUAUGCAAGAUUUUGAAACUGUCUUGAAGCUAGAACCUGGAAAUAAGCAAGCGAUAAACGAAGUAACAAAGCUUAAAAAUGAGUUAAUCGCAAAAGGUUUUUUGUCAGACACGGAAUAUUCUGGACUACCGCAGAAUGAAUCAGAAAUACAAAAUCUGGUAAAACCCAUUGAUAAACCCUUACAUCUAAGAUCAACUAAACCUUUAAGAAGAAUAAACAUUGAGGAAGUCAGUAAUGAUAUGCUAAGUGCAAAUUUGAUGGCCACCAGAGAGCCUGAGCCUAUUCAAUCUGUUUUUGCAAACCCAAAUGCAACACAGGAAUUAGUAUCUGCAAAGAAUCAAAGCAAGAAUUUCUCUUCUCCAUCUGGUACUCCCAAAGCAAAGCUGCUGAAAAUAGAAGAAAUCGGUGAUGCUUUGUUGACUGAAUCUAUCACCACGAACACUGUGAACGAGAAACCAUCGCUUCAGUCCUGUGCUAUAAAAAAGCAAGACAAGAUAGAAAACUACGUUCUUCCUUCUGUGUCUGAAUUUUCUGUACCUCCAGUCCCUGUGAAUUCUUUCCAACUUGAAUCAGAUUUCAGAAAAUUAAAAGGUUACCCUGAUCAGUUGUACACAUAUUUGAAGCAAAUUGAUCCUUCUCUAUAUCCUAAUCUCUUUCAAAAAUCAUUGGAUCCAGAUGUUUUUUGCCAAAUCUUGAAAAUUCUACAGGAUUUUUAUACUAAAGCAUUCUGAAUAUCUAGAAAGCAUAAGAUUUUACCCAAAUAGUGCUCUGGAAUGGAGCAUUCACUGCCUCUUGAAAGAUGUUGUAAAGGUCUUCCCUUCCAUCAAGUUCUCUGUGCAUGUUGGAAAAUUCAACAGAGGCAGACUGGUGACCUUCAUUAAUUGUAGCUUACCAAGGCCAGCCAAACUAUUAAUAUCCUUUUUCAUUUGAGAUGCCAAAAAUUUAAACUUUGGUAAUAUGUAAGAGAAUAAUUAUGCUACAUGAGCUUUUACCACUAUCUUUGGGAAAGGGGUGGUUGCUUUUAAGAGGAAGUUGAAUAUAUUUAGUGUUGUUUAGUAACAACUUGCAAUUAUGUUGCAUACCUGUAUACAAAAGGAGAAAAAGUUUGGUGUGAACAAGAAAUAAAGAUUAGAUGACUAUUUAUUUAAUAUAAAUAGAAUGUUUCCAUUAUCGUGGAUCUGUAAUCUGGAACAGAAAUUUUAGUAGUUGUGCUACUGCGAAUACAGUGGAAUAUUUGCAGUUUAAAGACAACAUCAGGACAUUCUUUUAUUCAAAUAAUUGCAACUUGGGGAAUGCAUAAGCUAACAGAAAAUUCAUCAGUGUGCUUUUGCUUUUCAGGAUAUGACUUUAUUUUUAUCUUAGCAACAAUUAUAAAUUAGAUUUGUAGCUACUUUUAGAGUAUGCAACUGUAUGUAUUCUGUGAAUAUUUUCAAAUAUGCAUUCUAUUUUUCAUUUUUUAGCCAAUAUUGAUUGUGCUUUGUUUAUGCCAUGAAUAUUCCCAAAUAAAAGUA
This is a messenger RNA of Python bivittatus (Burmese python), 2802 nucleotides long. It is a transcript of the gene RPAP3, whose product is annotated as RNA polymerase II associated protein 3. NCBI's taxonomy places the organism in Eukaryota, Metazoa, Chordata, Lepidosauria, Squamata, Pythonidae. Gene Ontology annotation, cellular component: protein folding chaperone complex. The record is from RefSeq and is a predicted model, not a curated record. Gene Ontology annotation, molecular function: protein binding.